GACGCCACGCCACGGUAAAAAACAAUACAUUAAUCCGUCAACAUCUAACACACGUUCUUCCGUCUGCUCCUAACACGCAUUCUUCCGUCGACCUUUCCGGAUGCGACGACCGACGACCAUACGGCUGCUGUUAGCCGUCGCGACGAUGCUGUUGUCCGACACGCUGUUGGAGACAGUCGCCGCGGAACGGCAACGGGAUACGACGGACGAAAACGAGGGCGGCGACAACUUUUACGAAUUUGAAGAAAAGAUUCUCCGGGCUUGGUUAGAAAAAUAUAUUGAUAAAUACAAAAAAUAUAACCAGUUACCCACCAGAUCAACAAAUAUACAGCGUAUUGCAAAGAAGAGUGAAACGAACAAUUUUAAAAUGCCUAUGUCAGACCAUGAGCAUGUCGUAGCUUUGUCAAUGUUUCCAUUCCUCGUCAACCCAUUUUAUCAACCAUCAAUUUACUCGCAUUAUAUUCCAUUAACUUAUGAUGCAACAACUCGUCUAAUUCCCGUUGAACAAAUACCGUAUCAAAAAGAAGAAUUCCACCAUCGAUUUUUAGGACCUUUACAAACCCAAUUCCCAAUUGGUUAUAAUAACUUUCAUAAAUUUAUGAGCUCAACGCUAAUAAAUAAUGAGCCUGAAAUUAAAGAAACAAUGAAUGCGCCAAAUUUCAUUCCUCCAAGUAACCAAGAAGUGAUCAAAAAAUAUGACAACGAAUUACAUAUCCCGGAACAAAUAUCAAACCAAAAUCAAGAUGAUUUUAAUCAUACGUCACCGAUAGGACUUGAUCCGGAAGAACCGAAGGUAAUUGAUCAAAAAAAAGUUAACAUAAGUGAACAGCAGAAUUCAAAAAACGAUCGAAAAUUACUUGACCAGAUUGUUGUAGAUAAUCUUCCAAACACAGUAACCGUAGAUCAAAAUCAAGUGAGUGAAUCUCACGAAAUUCAAGAUCUACAACCAACAACUACUACUGAUGAUUCUAACACAUCUAUGACAUUAAAUACAUAUAAUUUAACAGAAACAUAUCAAACUUCUACUGUUCCAUCAUUGAAUAUAUCGAACAAAACGAGUAAAUCUAAAAUAUAUAGCAACUCAAUCUCACAGCUUUUAUUGAACUCUGAUUAUAAUUUAUUAAAGCAUAUUAAUUCAUCAGAUCAUCCUACAACACGAGAGCCAUCUUUUAUGUCGAAUGUCAAACAACUAGAAACUUCGGUUAAAUCGACGUUUUCAUCGACUACUGAUGACAAAAAUCUGGAGGUUACGUUGACCUCCAAAGAAAGAAGCCGACCGGAUGAAUCACAAAAAUUUCAUUAUUAUUCGAAAGACAAAUACAUAACUGGUAUUUUGAAAGCGCCAAUAAUUAACAUUGGAGAAACAUUAACUGAAACAACAAGAACAACACAAAAUACUAAAUUCGUAAAUACGUUUUCUAUGCCACAGUCAACAAGUAAAAUUACACUAUUUUCAAAUCCGUUAUGUGAAAAUAACGAUUGUAAAAUAACUACAUUCUCCCUUAUCAACACACCUCUAGCAAAACUAGAUAAAAACAAUAAAUUAAACAUCGUAAGUGACUUAAAAAAUUAUGAAUCGUUUGAUCAGAAAUUUACAAAAAUUAUAAAUGGACAGCAUAACGUUACGGAUUUAAAUAGUUCGUCAACACGCCCAUCAACAAUACCUAUUAUGAUUUCAGAAACGUCCACGAUGCCUUUCACAAAGACAUAUUCUACUAACAUAUCAACAUCGUCACAGCCGCACCCCAAAUAUUUUUCUUCAACCAUAUCACCACGCACAAAAUAUAUUACCGAUAAAAACAAUAAAAUUCAACCAACAAGUUUACGCUACACUUCAUUAUUGCUCCCAAUGCUUCAACCACUAAAUAUUAACAAUAUCAAAACUUCAGUGUUAGUUGAAACUAAAACAGAACAAACUCCACCCAUCACGACGAAUUCCAAUAAAUGUACAAAUUGCAUUAAACAGAACACAAAUAUGCUAAGACAUCAUGACGAUUCAACUAUAUCAUCUUCGACGUCACCUGAUAUAAAUAUGUAUUCAAAUAAUUACCAAAGUCAAAAAAUCCCAACUGUAACUAAAAAAUUAAAUACGCACAAGGACGACAAUAUUGAUACUUCUUACUUAUCGGUCACUACAGAAGGAACGAAAAGAAGCACAUUUAUACCAACAGUAACGCCAUUAAAACAAUAUAACACUGUUCAAAAAAAAUUACCUUUUAUUACUAUUUCCGAUGAUUCAAAAUUUAGUAAAACAACGUACAACCAAGAAACAUUAAACACUCCACGAUCUAUCGAAGAUUCAGAACUCUGGUACAAUCAAAUGUAUCCCCAAACUCCAUCUAAAAAAGAGCCAAAUGAUGAACAAAUUCAUUAUCUAUUAAAAAAAAUUGUAAAAUUACUCAAACCUGAAAUCGAGAAACAGACUCUCACUAAAGAAAGUGCAGCGAGACUUGUACCCCCAAGACUUGGAGAUCCAGAAAAGUUUGUAUACAUCAUAUAUCCAUGGAUAAUUGACGCGGCGGCUAAAAAUAUGGAAAACGAAAAACAAAUAAAAACUAAUACAAAUAUAUUUAAAACUUCUGACAAACUAAAAUAA
Messenger RNA from Melanaphis sacchari, 2596 nucleotides. RefSeq lists its product as uncharacterized. The coding region runs from base 101 to 2596 and encodes 831 amino acids. Lineage: Eukaryota; Metazoa; Arthropoda; Insecta; Hemiptera; Aphididae. The record is from RefSeq and is a predicted model, not a curated record. The transcript is spliced from 2 exons.